CCGAUCGGAGCCGGAGUGUGUGUGUAUGUUUUUGUUUUCUAACCGGUUAACUGAUCGAUUAGAGACACUAAUCGAUACUUUACUAACUUAGUAACUCAUUAGUGAAGCUCCGCAGCUCCCGCUGUGUGUGUGAGAGUCUGUCCGGAGCUCAGCGUCUCCUCAGCGGGCAGCAGCAACAGCGGCAGCACGCUUUGUUGUUGGGCGAAGCGUUAGCCGCUAGCCUUUAGCUAACAUGCUAGCUCCAGGUAACAACCAGCGGCUGUAGACUCACAUGCCUGCCUCCGUUGUCUCACUGCUGCUCGGCUAGCUAACCACCCCGUCUCCUGUCCUCGGCCUGACCUCAUGGAUCCCGGCGGAAGUGAACUGGACUCCAGCCUGCCUCAGCCCGAGAACCCGUGUCUGAUCGUGGAGGACUCUCAGCCGGACAGUGUCGCUCUGGAGGACGACCCCGAGAGCAGCUACCGAGCUCUGCUGGCCCGGCGCCUGUCCAGCCUGCAGCCCACCGCCCGCAGCCCCGUCCUGGAGCUGAUAUCCUCACCACUGGGAAGCAGAUACUCUCAGAGUGACAGCCAAUCAGAGAGCUCCCAGAACAACAACCAAGCUGAACCCGGCGUUCUCAUGGCGGCUGACCCCAGCUCAGCGUUCCAGGAGGAAAGUCAGGUCAUAAACAUCUGCUCUCCUCCCAACAAGAAAAAAUGUGCAGCAGAAGACACUGAGAUGGACUCUGGAGCUGAUUCCACCACACACUGCGUUCAGUCUGAGGGGGGAACCUCUCAGUUCGGUUUUCUGGAGCUCUCUCAGAGUCAGGAUCUACGUGGUGAAGCAGAGAACAGUCAGGAGGAAGAAGACAUCAGACCUCAGCCAGACAGCGAGAGACGCACCAAAUUAGCAGCAGCAGAGCAGAACAUGAGCUCCAGGACUUCAGAGAGUCAGGACAACAAAGCAGUGAGAUCUGAGGUGAGCUCCAGCAGCUCGUUGGAGUCUCCGGGUCAGUCAGGGAGGCAGCUGAGCGUCCAGGCUCUGCUGCACUCACAGAACCUCCAGGCCUCUGGAGAGAAGGACCAGCAGGACUGCCAGAUCCUGUCCUCACAGGAGGACAUGUUUGAUGUUGACAAGACAGGUGCUGCAGUGGACAGCACAGUGUCAGAGCCGGAACAGCAGGGUCACCCCACCCCGACGCCGGCUCACACCCUGCGACUGCUGCAUCUGUCUGGACAGGGAACACUGGUGCAGGAAAGUCUGUCCCAGAGCUCUGUUGACUACGUCGCCCCGACCCAGGACAACUUUAGCCACACCCCUUUAAUAGUCCCCAGCUCACCGACCGAGAACGAAGACGGUGCUGAUGAACCGAUGGAUACUUCGCUGCCCCCAGAGGACCGAGCAGGAGAGAAAGAUGAGCCGAUGGAAACAGAAGCUGCCUCUAAGCCACACCCAUCUGCCUCUACACCUGUAUCCCAGAAUUCCCCUGGUUUUGUGUUAGAGCGAACUCUCUCUUUACCGUCCCAGCCAGAGUUCUCUCAUGACGUGUUUGUCCCGACGCAGAGUCAGGACGCCCCACAGCAGUCAGAUAAGAAGACAGUAUUGUCGCCGCGUGAGACGCAGUCUCAGCAGCUGGAGUCAGCUGCUUUCACUUUGCCUUUGCAGCUCUCUGUGAAUACGCAGAGCAGCAGCCAGGUUCAGAAGGCCUCAGCACAGAUUGAGGAGGACAGUCAGGCCACACAGAUCGAGGAACUGGAAGAGCCACCCGGCGUCGACACCAGCGACUCUGUGAUUUCACAUCAGAGGAGCGAGAGCAAUGGCGUCCCUUCAGAAUCACAAACUGCAACCAGCUCCAAAGCUUCCACCUCUGCUGAGUCACCAAAGCAUCACAGCGAAUGUGCCAGGAACGAGCCGUCCAGUCUGUCACAGAAGUCUGAUGUGCACAAAAAGACUUCUCUGAAUGUAGAAAAUGUGAAUGUAAAAGACAGUAAGAGUGAGAGCAAAGAGGCGAGCGCCGCUGACGUGGUGUCCUGCUCUCAAACAAAGCUCGAUGCCUCUGAUGUGACUGUGAACAGCUGCGUGCAGGAGACCCCACCGGACACCACACCCCACAGUCUGCCCUCACAGUCUAUGAUCUGUCAGACGUCUCCUGUGGACGUGACGAAGACUUCUGUAGACUCGAGGAAGGAGGGAGACACUGCGAAGAGUCCGUCCAUAAAAUCAUCUUCACAGAAGAGUGGAGUCGUUGGUAACAGUCAAACAGAUAAAGUGAAGCAGAGUGAAGUAGAUGAGGAGGUGGUGGUGAUGGAGGAGGAUGAGGAGGAGGAGGGGGAGAGCACAAUGGGAGGCGGGGCCUCAGCAAUGGCCCUGGCCCUCUCUCAGAGCCAGGUGCAGUCUCCGGAGCCCAUGGAGGAGGAGAGUGAAGACAGAGGGGAGGACAGCGUCAUCGUCAUCACAGACAGCGACAGAGACUCGCAGCUUCCUCAGAAAGAUGUGACAUCACAGUCAAAGACCAACAGCUCCCAGCCAAUCAGGGACAAAGUGUCCGUCUCCACUAAUGGCCAUGAGUCCCAGACAAAGAAGUUACACACGGCUCCUGAUAGGCUCUCCCAGACUGAGAAGGCGGGGCCUGAACCAGAGGGCCUCAAAGACAAGAGCCUGAGUGACAGCUCGGGAGAAAUUUCGUUUCACUUCACACUUCCUAAAGAAGGGGAGCUGAUUGGUCCUGCUGUCGGUGCCACGCCCCCUCUAAUCAACCAGCUGAAGCAGACGCUGAGACACAGCACUCCCAUCGAGAUCACUUCCUUCUCUGAAAAGUCCGGUGUGGCGGGUGAUGUCUCUGCAGACGGGGCGAUGGCGGCCAGUGACAUCGUAUCGGGGGAGAGCGGGGACGACACGACGGAAAAGGGAGACGGGAAGCUGAGUUUGAGGAUGAAGCUGGUGACCCCCGUGGAGGAGGGCAGCUCGGAACGCUUCAGCCUGCAGAAGCCAGCACUAUCAGAGGAGGAUGGAUCUGUUGUCAAGGUUACCACCGUUGCCAAGGCUGUAACCAGCAGCCCGUCGGUGUUCAGUCGAGUCAGGCAGGUGCACAGACAGCAGGAGGCCAGGGAGGACAGUCAGGCUGGAGGCAACACCACACCUGUCAGAGGGGAGCUGUUCGCCUCCCCACAGAGGAGCUCCCAGGCAUCCUCGCUGGGAUGCAACAGCCUCCCGAACAGCCAAUCAGAGGCUUUACCACAGGAAGUGUCAGCAGCACCUCAGGAGACCACCAAGGAUGCCCCCGGCCCUGCUGAGCAGACCGAGGAGAGACGAGGAUCACCUCAGUCUCCAGAGACGCCCACCCUGAACAGGACGGAUGGCCGACAGAGGAUUCCUCAGCAGGCCGCCAACAACACCAUCACCUCCAGUCCGUCCAACAAGCUCCGUCAGCGGACAGUCUCUCAGCAAACCAGCUUUGAUGCACCAGGGCUGCGCUCUCCAGCCGGCAGGGGUGAACCAGAGUCUCAGCCCUUCAGAAGAACCACAGGCCCCUCCCACCGCAGACACGUGCGCACCAUCCAGGAAGUGCGGACCACCGUCACGCGCAUCAUCACAGACGUGUAUUAUGAGGACGGCAAAGAGGUGGAUCGCAAAGUCACGGAGGAGAACGAGGAGCCAGUGGUGGACUGCCAGGUGUUGGACAGCGACAUCUCCCCGUACCGCACAGGAAGCAGCUCUGUGACCUCCGGUGACCUCGCUGACAUCAGUUCUUUGUCGUCCAAGGCGUCCAGCCUGCAGCACAGCUCCGGAGGAACCAGCAGCAGCGGCUUCACCAGGCCGGACUUCAUCAUGCCGCCCAGCCGAGGGGUCUUCAGGGGAGGUGGUGUCGGCUCGCUGCAGAGGCUCAGCGCUCACGGCCUGCCUCAUUCGUCCUCAGAGGACGAGCCCUACACCCGCAUGCUCCCCCCACGCCUCCCCGUCAGCCCCACAGACGGCGAGCUCCCCAGCCACUCUGACUCCCUCAGGUCUUCGCCGGAGGAGGCGAGCUCGGUCGGAAGCAGCUUCGUCGGGCUGCGGGUGGUGGCCAAGUGGUCGUCCAACGGCUACUUCUACUCAGGCCGCAUCAUCAAAGACGCCGGGGAGGGGAGGUUCCGCCUGCGGUUUGACGAUGGCUACGAGUGUGAGGUGGCGGGGAAAGACAUCCUGCUGUGUGAUCCCAUCCCUCUGGAGACGGAGGUCACCGCUCUGCUGGAGGACGAGUACUUCAGCAUAGGUGUGGUGAGGGGCCAUAAAACGGAGGGGCAGGAUCUUUUCUAUUGUGUGGAGAGGGACGGUCAGAAGCAGUGGUACAACAGGACGGCGGUCAUCCUGUCUCUGGAGCAGGGGAACAAGCUGAGGGAGCAGCACAGCCUCGGGCCCUACGAGCCCUCCACUCCGCUCGCCAAGGCCUCUGACAUCAGCCUCGAUAACCUGGUGGAGGGGAAGAGGCGGCGCAGAGGAGCCCCCGGAGCUCAGAACACUCCCAACCGCAGCUCCUCCAGCAGCCCCCGGAGCCCUGGCCCCUCCGGCAAGAGGAAACUGAUGACCUCAGAGGAUGGCAGGGCGCCAGCCAAGAGGGGCCGCAGGGGCCUGGGCGCCAGAGCUGCUCAGCGGGUCGGUGUGUGUAACACCUCCGGCAGCGGCACAGAUCUGCCCGGUCAGUCCUGUGACGUGAUGGAGACUCACGGCCCGCUGCCUCAGAACACGACUCUCUUCAUGGGCUUCGCCUUCAUGCUGACCGCCUCAUCUGAGGUCGACCGGCUGACCAACAAGCACACCAGCGACGAUGAGGACGAUUACGUGGAGACGGGUCCGUAUAACAAAGCGUACACAGAGUCUCAGCUGCAGGCAGGUGGAGGCUUUGUCCUGCCAGACUUCAAUGAAGAACAGUGUAAGGCAGCGUAUCAAAGCCUGCUCAUCGCAGACCAGCACUGUCGCACCAGGAAGUACUUGCUGUGUUUGGCGAGUGGUGUGCCGUGUGUGUCACACAUCUGGGUGAGGGACUGCUGCAAAGAGAACAAGCUGCUCAACUACAGGAACUACCUGCUGCCCGCCGGCGUCGGGCCGGAUGAAGCCAUCGUAGAAUGGCAUCCACGCUGCAGCCCGUUCAAGCCUCUGCGGGUCCUCCUGGUGUUUGAGAAGCCGGUGGAGCUUUGGGCUCAGCUGAUCACCAUGGGUGGAGGUUCUUCAGUCCGACACUUCCAGGCCGACAAGGACAGCUCAGACAUUCCUGCUGGCAAGUAUGACGUCGUGGUGACAGACCAUGCCUGUCCGCCAUUGGUGGAGAAAAAUGUGACAUCACAGGAAGUCCCGCUGGUGUCUCCCGAGUGGAUCAUCCAGAGCGUCAUCCGCGGGGAGCGCCUGGGUUUCCAUAGCAAGCCUCAGUAUCGCCACGACUACUCCUCAUAAUCCAAGUCCACAUGUGCAAACGCCUUGGACCAUGUUAAAUGUUGAGCGUUAGUUCUGUUGCAUGCCUCUGCUGUAUAUACCUUUAUCCUGUCUGUUUUUAUGGGAUAAUAAAUUGUGACCCUUGUUUCAUUUUAAA
Molecule: messenger RNA, 5542 nt
Organism: Epinephelus moara (kelp grouper)
Lineage: Eukaryota; Metazoa; Chordata; Actinopteri; Perciformes; Serranidae
Gene: tp53bp1
Product: tumor protein p53 binding protein, 1
Exons: 27
Coding region: 343-5406 (1687 amino acids)
Biological process (GO): positive regulation of transcription by RNA polymerase II; DNA damage checkpoint signaling
Cellular component (GO): nucleus
Molecular function (GO): histone binding
Source: RefSeq, a predicted model, not a curated record